This is a messenger RNA of Olea europaea var. sylvestris, 1872 nucleotides long. RefSeq names its product polyadenylate-binding protein RBP47-like. The coding region runs from base 282 to 1601 and encodes 439 amino acids. Gene Ontology annotation, cellular component: cytosol. Gene Ontology annotation, molecular function: mRNA binding. Lineage: Eukaryota; Viridiplantae; Streptophyta; Magnoliopsida; Lamiales; Oleaceae. The transcript has 6 exons. The record is from RefSeq and is a predicted model, not a curated record.
UCCAGCAGCGGGGUUUUAUCAUUCAUGCAUGACAUCUACGGUCAAGAUUGCAAACAUGCUCUUCAAUCCAACGGCACGUGUCAUCUCAGGGCUUCCCAUGAAAACCUCAAAUCCUCUCUUUCAGCCUCCACACACUCCUUGUCUCUCAAGAACUCAGAUUCACGGAUACGUAUACAUACCUAUAUCCAUAUCUAUAGAUAUAUAGCUAUAUUUCAUUAGUAUAUACUGGUAAAAAUAAUAAUUAGAGGUUCUUGUACUUGUGGGUCUGUUCAAGAAUCAAGAUGGAAGAAAAUAACGGUUCUGAAUCUAAUAAGGAUAAUAAUGAGACAAAUAAUAAGGGCGGUGGGCAGCAGGCGGCGCAGCCACAACAGGUAGUGACGGCGGCGGUGCCAGGACAGCCGUGGGUGGCGAUGCAGUACCCGGCGGGGGCUAUGGUAAUGCAGCAUGGGAUGAUACCUGCGCCGCAUUAUCCGCCCCACUACAUGCCGUAUCAUCAUCACCACUUCCACCAGCUUCAUCACCCACCAACGCCACCGCCGCAGCAGCACCAUAGCAACAGUAAUGGAGGAUCCAAUGGCGAGAACCGUACUAUCUGGAUGGGUGACCUCCACAAUUGGAUGGACGAGGAUUACCUCCGAAACUGUUUCGCUUCCACCGGAGAGGUGGCCUCCAUUAAGGUUAUUCGUAACAAGCAAACAGGCUUUUCCGAGGGAUAUGGAUUUGUGGAGUUCUUUACACAUGCUGCUGCUGAGAAAGUUUUGCAAACUUAUUCUUGCAUUUCUAUGCCCAACACUGAUCAACUUUUCCGUUUGAAUUGGGCUACAUUUAGCAUGGGUGACAAACGCACAAAUAAUGGUUCUGAUCUUUCUAUAUUUGUAGGAGAUUUAGCUGCAGAUGUUACUGAUAGCUUACUGCAUGAAACUUUUUCUAGUAAAUAUCCCUCUGUUAAAGCUGCUAAAGUAGUCAUUGAUGCCAACACUGGUCGAUCAAAGGGCUAUGGUUUCGUUAGGUUUGGAGAUGACAACGAAAGAUCACAGGCUAUGACUGAAAUGAAUGGUGUCUACUGUUCUAGCAGGCCCAUGCGAAUUGGUGCGGCAACACCGAGGAAAUCAUCUGGAUACCAACAACAAUAUUCAUCCCAAGGUGGGUACUCAAAUGGAGUUUCAGCCCAAGGCUUGCAACCUGAUGGGGAUACUCCAAACACAACAAUUUUUGUUGGAGGGCUUGACCCUAAUGCCGGCGAAGAAGAUCUCAGGCAGCCAUUUGUGCAGUAUGGUGAAAUAUUAUCUGUAAAGAUACCAGUGGGGAAAGGAUGUGGGUUUGUACAAUUUGCUAAUAGAAAUGAUGCAGAGGAAGCAUUGCAGAAGUUGAACGGUACAACAAUUGGAAAUAAAACUGUACGGCUUUCUUGGGGACGUAAUCCAGCAAAUAAACAGUCGAGGGCUGAUUUUGGAAACCAGUGGACUGGGGCAUACUACGGAGGGCCUUAUUACGAUGGCUAUGGAUAUGCUGUGCCGCCCCAUCACGACCCAAGCAUGUAUGCUGCAGCAGCCUAUGGGGCUUAUCCCGUGUACGGGGCCUACCAACAGCAAGUAAGCUGAAAGACUGCUGAAAAGAAGUUUUCACUGAAAUACAGCACUCAUGGCUUGAUAUCUUUGUAUCCAACUCCAAGUGUGGAGUGGCACUGAAUUUUGCCAUUCUGAGCUAGUCCUCUAGGAAUUUAAUUGAACAUUUGUUUAGAAGUGUGGUCUCGAACUAAUAACUUCUCGACUGGAAUAAAUUAUCUUACGUUGGUAUGUCUAUCUUGUGUGCAUUAUGUAAAUCCGCAUUUUCUGAGAUGUGGGGAGUAUCAUGCACAAACCUUCUUCUAUC